UCGGUUACUCCCAUUUUUCCCAUCUGAAAUUUUUUUUUUUUAAAUGAUUGUAAAUAUUUAAAGAACAUUUUCCAAGAAGAAUUUUCUCAGAAGAUGCAGGGACGACUUAAACGACACCAUUUACAUCCUUUUAUUAGAUUGUCAACGUUUACCCACUUCUGUGUCCUGCCCAGUACAUGUAGCAAACUUUCAAAGAAUCUUCCUUCUGUUUUCCCCCACUGUGUACUUCUUUACAAAUAUCUCCAGUGGUUAGAGUUCUCAAACAAAGAAAAAAAAAACUAGGAGGUUUUGAAGCUUGCAAUGAAUUUGUCCCAAAACAAAGAGGCAAUUGAGAAAAAGGAAGGAAAUCUUGACCAAGGAGAAGAUGAGAACAAGGACCUGGAGACUCAAGUGCAUGAAGCUUGUCGAACGGGGAAUGCUGAGGACUUAAAGCUGUUACUGGAUGCCGAUCCUGAGGUAGCUAGCAAGCUUAACACUAAAGACAAGAGUGCACUUUCCUUGGCUUGCAGCCAUGGCCACCUUGAUAUGGUGAAGCUCUUGCUCAAUGAGCCUGGGAUGCUUGGUUCAGGCAAAGAUGGAUUUGAUCAAACAUGUAUCCAUGUGGCUGUUUCUGGUGGGCAAAUAGACGUUGUUAAAGAGUUGCUCGGAGUGUGUCCUGACCUUGCUCGUAUGGUUGACGAGAAUGGAAAUUCGCCGUUACACUACGCAGCCAGCAAAGGACACAGAGAGAUAACCUGGAUGCUCUUGAGGCUUGAUCCAAAACUUGCUGAGCAACACAAUAACAAUGGUCACACACCACUGCACUUGGCAGCAAUAAAUUACAAAGUUUCAGUCCUUCAAAUGUUUGUGUCCAUGGCUAAACCAUCUUUCCAAAUUGUCACAAAAGCCGGAGAGAUGGUAUUUCACUUGGCUGUGAGAUAUGGCCGAUAUGAUGCCUUGGUGUACUUGACCCAUGUCUGCAACGAUAUCGAGUUCUUUGAUUGUCGAGAUAUUUAUGGCAACACCAUCUUACAUCUUGCAGUUUCUGAAGCACAACAUAAGAUAGCUGAGUACCUAAUCAGCAAAAAAAAAGUGGCACUUAAUUCUCGGAACAAUAAAGGAAUCACAGCACUUGACAUCCUCAAUGAGGCCAAGGACAGUGUAGAAAAUCGGCGUCUUGGAGCUAUGCUCGUAAAGUCAGGAGGUGAAACGAGGAUUGAGCUGUUAUCUCAUUCACCAAAAGUAGAAACAGCCAGUGCUCAGUCAGUGGUACUUGAAAACAUGCAGAAAAGAGCUCAAUUUGUUAAAGAGCAUGAAUUGCAGUUAGCCAUUAUAAAUGAAGUAGCUUCCCCUGCAUCCAAGACCCCAUCUAGUUUAUCACCACCCAAGUCUAGAAAGCCAUCUAAUUUGCCAUCACCUCAAUCUAGCAAGUCAUCGCCUAAGCUGCCAUCUCCGCAAUCUAGCAAGUCAUCACCUAAGCUGCCAUCUCCACAAUCUAGCAAGUCAUCACCUCAACAUCAAGUUGGGGAGGGAUUUGAUUUUGAAACACAAAAUGCAGAGCCCUUGUUGCCAACCAUUGUGAGGCAACACAAGCAUCCUAGCAAGAGGCACCAGACCGAACUGAGUCAGAUUUUCUACAACCCGCGAAGGAAACAUCAUAAGGUAUAUACAGAGGCACUACAAAAUGCCAGGAACACUAUAACACUAGUUGCCAUUUUGAUUGCAACGGUUACUUUUGCUGCUGGUAUCAGCCCCCCUGGUGGUGUCUAUCAGGAAGGACCAAUGAAAGGGAAGUCAAUUGCAGGUAGAACAACUGCUUAUAAGGUCUUUGCAAUAAGCAAUUAUGUUGCAUUGUUCACAUCACUGGCAAUAGUCGUUGUUUUAGUAAGUAUCAUCCCGUAUCGGAGAAAGCCAUUGAUAAGCCUAAUGGCGUAUGCUCACAAGGUCAUGUGGGUAGCUGUGGCAUUCAUGGCGACAGCUUAUGUUGCAGCAACAUGGGUGAUCAUGCCGCAUAGUCAGAAGAAAGAAGUCGUGCUUGUAGCUUUAUUGGCUGUGAGCAUUGGCACUCUCGGAACAAUUUUUAUUGGUCUAGGUGUAAUGCUAGUUGAUCAUUGGUUGCGGAAGUCGAAGUGGAGAAAAGGAAGAAGAGAAAGAGGGUUGGCUAUUGAGGAUCCUGAAAUGGGAAGCCCAAACUCAGAUGUUGAGAGCACCUACAAUCAGGGAUACCACUCAUACUGAAGCUUUUGUUUUCCUCUUAUGCUUUGCAAUCACCUGAAAUCUCUUUGUGAGCAUGUUGAUGUACUUGCUAUAAGCUUUGCUUAGAAAAGGUUAAUUCUCUAAUUAGAUUGUGAGUAUAUCUAACCUAUAGAUUGCCAUAGAGUUGAGGUAUGGUGACUCUAAGUCCCCUCAAGGUGCUUUGUAAAAUACAAUUGUGUUGCUGCAUGUUUCCUGCUAUUGUUGAAUGCAAUAUUCAUACACCAGUAGCUAGAUUUUAUGCAAAAUUCUAUAUACAAAGCCUUGAGUAUGCCGGAAAUAUUUUGUCCCAGCUUUCAUGGCACAGCCGACAAUAGCUGAAAAAAAGCUCCUUCCCUAUCUAACAAGGAAAGGUCUGUAUCCCUCCAUGUGUGUUUGAUCAAUCUAUAUUUCCUUGGUUCCAGCACUGGAGACUUCUGAAAGAGGUGCUCCAAAGCCACUUGUUUUUAA
Messenger RNA from Prunus persica (peach), 2682 nucleotides. Its product is annotated as ankyrin repeat-containing protein At2g01680. NCBI's taxonomy places the organism in Eukaryota, Viridiplantae, Streptophyta, Magnoliopsida, Rosales, Rosaceae. The transcript is spliced from 3 exons. Gene Ontology annotation, molecular function: protein phosphatase regulator activity; protein phosphatase 1 binding. Bases 301 to 2217 code for a protein of 638 amino acids. Gene Ontology annotation, cellular component: plasma membrane. The record is from RefSeq and is a predicted model, not a curated record.